Messenger RNA from Ordospora pajunii, 765 nucleotides. RefSeq lists its product as uncharacterized. The transcript has a single exon. Bases 1 to 765 code for a protein of 254 amino acids. Gene Ontology annotation, molecular function: RNA binding. Lineage: Eukaryota; Fungi; Microsporidia; Ordosporidae. The record is from RefSeq and is a predicted model, not a curated record.
AUGAAGUGGGAUGCAGUUAAGGACGGCAACGAAGGAUGUGGAAAUCAAAAUGAAGUAAAGAAAGCAAAGGAGGCAAUUGAAAGUGUGGAUGUUGGGCCUGUUCGUCUUCACAGCGUUGACUUGAAUCCUGAGGGAAGCAUAGUGGGUGAGUUUAUGCUGAACUUCACGAGGCAAAUCAAGAAAAGAAUACAUAAUUAUGAAUUCAAGGCAGCAUAUAAUGUUGGAAGAACAAGCAAUCCGUAUAUGUCGACGCGUAAUUGUGUUGUGAUGAUGCUUGAGGAGGAGCUUGGAGUGGAGAUUGUUGUUCGUGGAGGCUACAAGCCUUUUGAGUUGAAUGCAGAAGCUGAUGAAUCAGAUGCAUUGAUGUAUGAUGUUUAUGCAGCAACACCUGAGCUUCUGCACAAUGCAAUGAGCAAAAUUGGAGACAGGAUCAAAGCAAUAGAUGGAUAUAUGAAAGGUAAGUAUGGAUCUGCAUGGAGACAGGUGGUGAGGAAUGGGGCGAAGUAUUAUUCAUCAAGAGUGCUGUUGCAGUUGGAGAAUGAAGCUGAUGGCGAAUUGAUCAAGAAUGAAUUGCUUGGGAUUGUGCAUGACUACUCUGUAGAUGCUGUAUUGAGGGGAAGGCACUCUGGAUAUGUUGAGCCUUGCUUGGGAGAAGAGUCUAAUGAGCCAGCAUACAUUCAUCUCGUAUCGAAAAACAAGACGAGUCUGGCAACCGCAAGAAGAUGCUGCGAAGAUGUAAUUGCCAGAUAUAAGCAAGUGGGAUAA